CAGACAGAGGUCCUUGUGUGCACAGCCUUAAGACGUGCAGCCCAGGCUGCAGUGGCCACUGCUUUCUGACCCAGUCACUGCAGCCAGCAGCAGCAGUAUGGGAUUUUGGGGUACCUACCUGCUCUUCUGCCUCUUCUCCUUCCUGUCCCAGGCCACUACAGAGUCACCCACCCCCAAGACCAAGAAGGCUGCAACUGCCAAGAAAGAUUUGGUGAGCCCAAAGAUGUUUGAGGAGCUCAAGAACAGGUUGGAUGUCCUGGCCCAGGAGGUGGCCCUGCUGAAGGAGAAGCAGGCCUUACAGACUGUGUGCCUGAAGGGCACCAAGGUGAACUUGAAGUGCCUCCUGGCCUUCACCCAACCGAAGACCUUCCAUGAGGCGAGCGAGGACUGCAUCUCACAAGGGGGCACGCUGGGCACGCCGCAGUCUGAGCUAGAGAAUGAGGCGCUGUUCGAGUAUGCGCGCCAGAGCGUGGGCAGCGAGGCGGAGCUCUGGCUGGGUCUCAACGACAUGGCUUCGGAAGGCGCCUGGGUGGACAUGACCGGCGGCCGCCUGGCCUACAAGAACUGGGAGACGGAGAUUACGACGCAACCCGACGGCGGCAAAGCCGAGAACUGCGCCGCCCUCUCCGGCGCAGCCAACGGCAAGUGGUUCGACAAGCGAUGUCGCGAUCAGUUGCCCUACAUCUGCCAGUUUGCCAUUGUGUAGCCCAGCCUUUUCUAUCUCGGCCCUCCGGGGCUGGGCCUGGGCCAGGGAGGGGUGUGAACCGCAAAGAGCAGACCGCUGCUCAUGGGUGGGGCUUUGUAGGCUUGCUGUGUGGGCGGGGUGUCGGUGGGCUGAGCUGAGUGGGGCGGGCCUGGUGCUUCUCAGGGAGAGACAAGUUGUUGCAGAGCCCAGAGGGGCGCGGAGACUUUUCUGUCCCUCUCUCUGCUUGUUUUUUUUUUUUUUUUUUUGCAAAUAAAGUUGGUGCAGAAUUCCUGAA
Messenger RNA from Rattus norvegicus (Norway rat), 980 nucleotides. RefSeq names its product C-type lectin domain family 3, member B (gene Clec3b). The transcript has 3 exons. The coding region runs from base 98 to 706 and encodes 202 amino acids. The record is from RefSeq and is marked validated. NCBI's taxonomy places the organism in Eukaryota, Metazoa, Chordata, Mammalia, Rodentia, Muridae.